AUGCUGUCGCCGACCGAUGAUGACGAGAGCGAGACCCCUUUCCCGACGCUAGACCACCAGCCAACGUUCAGCAGCCUCCUGUCCCCUGACGAUGCCUUCGUGCCCCCUCUAUCGCGUGGCUACGGCGGCGACAGCGCAGCUGAAUCGACUCACUCACGUCUGAGGCGCGUCAAUGAUCGAGGUGGCAGUCGCAGGCGGAAACGGGCUUGGAAGAAGCUCAUGUGGGUGAAGCAGUCGUAUCCGGACAACUACACCGACCAGGCGACAUUUCUCGAGAACCUACAACGAAAUCCGCGACUCAAACCCUAUGACUUCUGGCCCCUGGUGGCAGAUUCCACAGUGAUCCUACAGCAUGUCUGCUCUGUCAUUAUAUUUGUCGUCUGCUUCGCGUGCAUUCAUCGCGAGCGAGUCUCUCCCGUCUCAGUCGUCAGCUGGAGCAGUGCCGGGACAUUUGUAGGAUGGCUAAUGUGGGAGCGAUGGGUAACUGAGGAGGACCAGGUCGAAGAGCUUAAUACGAGUGUCUCGACAUUGGUUGGGAGGAGCGGAAGCCUCAGUAGACGCCGUACCAGAGCUGCGAGCAUACGUCGCCCGACACCGCUCCGGACAGAGGCGAGCCUGUCUGUUGCCGCUCCCUCGGCGCCGCCAUCUAAGCCGCCAUCACGCGAAGGAUCUGCCACCGGUUCAGCAACGAAUCUAAUUACAGGUUCCAAACCCCCUCAGCUGUCCCUGAGAUCGUCCACGACAACCCCAUCCCUCGUCUCCAGGCCUAGCCACGAGAGUCUCAAGACAGAGACCCCUCCUUUUAUCAUAAAAGAUGUAAAUCGGACACACGAACGCCUGGGAACCAUCAAAUCAGCCAUUCUGAUCUAUUGCACCCUCCUUGGGCUCAGCCCUAUACUCAAAUCUCUCACCCAGUCCACCUCUCUCGAUAGCAUAUGGGCCAUGUCUUUUUGGCUUCUAUUCGUCAACAUAUUCUCUUUCGAUUAUUCGGGCGGGGUGAGCACCAAAUUUCCAGCCUCGCUAUCUACCAAUGCCGCCUUGAUGGCAUCUACGGUCCUGGCAAGCCGUCUUCCAGAUACGAGGCAGGUUUUUAGCCUUACCUUGUUCAGCAUCGAGGUCUUCGGCCUUUUCCCCGUCUUUCGACGUCACGUUAAGCAUCGGAGCUUUCAACAUCAUAUCUGUCUAACCGUUGUCCUCGUUCUCGGUGCUGGCUUGGGCGUGGGGUUGGUGUCCGGGAAGUUACCAAAGGAUCAACCUUGGCCGUGGAAGCGCGGCAUCAUAGGGAUGAUUGUUAGCAUCAUCAUCGCUACUCUGGCCACUGGAGGCUGUAGCUGGUGGCUAAUUGGGUUGCAGAAGUACAAGAAUGAGAUUCGGGGUCCUUGGGACCCUGCCCGACCCAUCAUUAUGAGCAGGCAACAAUGGGACGAUAGAGUGUAG
This is a messenger RNA of Clonostachys rhizophaga, 1437 nucleotides long. The record is from the annotation of a GenBank genome assembly. Lineage: Eukaryota; Fungi; Ascomycota; Sordariomycetes; Hypocreales; Bionectriaceae.